AAGUUUCUGACAGUUUAAACAAUUUCUUGAUUCACAGCCACAACUCCAUCAUAAUUAUGUUUUUAGUUAAACCUCAGGAAGACAAAUAUACCUACCUAUUUUCACAUAAUUUUUCAAAGGUACGUGCAUAUACCAACCUAAUUAUGUAUACAUACCUAUUUAUAAAGGUAAAGUUUUUCAACUAAUUAGGCACUUUAACCUAAAUGAAAUGUUUCAUUUCCUUUACAUUAUCGACUUAUUUACCGUCAUGCUAUUGCUACCCACCUCUUAUUAAAUACCAACUUCCUGAUUUUGCGGAAAUUCAAUGCAACCACUGUGCAAUCAAAAUGCACCCGUCCUUUAUUUUUCAAUAUUUAUUCGAAACCAUGGUUGUAUGUAUCUAUCUACGUAUUUUCCUGUUACAAAAUAUAGAUAGGUACCUGUGUACUUUACCUAGGUAAGAUGUAAGGAACCACCCUGUAGGGUUACUGAUCCAGCUAGCUAGCUAGGUACCUACCUUUCGUGAUAGGAGCAUACAAUUCAAUUGACUAAUUACCGUUUGGAAAUUAACACAUGUCAACUAAGGAUCCUGCUGAAGGAUUGCUAUUUCUCUUCAUCUCCGCCACCAUUUACCUACCAUUGCUUACCACCAUUGCAUCUAUGUAUACCAACAUCAUCACCCACUUUCAUAGUUGGCUUCUAGGCGAAACUGAAAAUGAUGCAAAUUUAUCAGGACCAACUACAAAAAACAACAACAAGGAUCAGAUUCGGGAGAGAUGAAGAGGCAACAACGACUUUUGUCUACGAUUUAAGUCGACCAUUAUUUCCCAUCAUGAUUAUUGGCGUCCUCCAUUAAAACAAAAAAGAAAGAAACGAGAAACCUUAAAGCAAGAGGGAGACCGACAAAUCACUCACACUUCUGAACAAACUACACUACUACAAUUGCAUUUCAAUUGAACUAGUGUGUGUGGGGCACUUACACUCUUACCGUUCCUGGAAACUGGAAUUUGGAAUGGAGAGAGUAGAGUUGACUGUUCAAGGUACAGAGUUGUAUUGUGCGCAGGAAAAGAGAACGGCUAUACAACUUUCGCAAUUGCUUCACUUCCAGAUUCCAAAUUGAUUUAUGAAAACCACUACGUACAACAAGUGGCCACGCCUUCUUUUUAUUCAUUUCAACAUCAAAAUCGUUUGGAAUCGCCAGCAAACGGUGAAGGUGCGCCUCUCCUCUGGUUCCGGUGGUGGUAAGGUGGUUCUCAAAAUACGUUCCGAUUCAAACUUUUUGGUGCUUUUCUGACUACAAAUCUACGAAUUUUGAUUUUUUUUCGUCGACCUCGCUGACAGUGGUCGGCGUCGUGUGUCGUUUGUGUUUUUUUAUCGCCGCCGAUUGAUAUCAAAUGAUAUUAUGUGGAGUUAACCCGAUGAAGACGUUUUGAUGGCUAUCAAACGUGAACGAGUUAUUGCCAGUGACAAUCGCUCAAAACCGGUUUGCGUAUUAGGACGUGAUUGGAACGCCGUGUUUUGAUAUCGUAUUAGUCAGUUCCGUCAAGAGUUACAAAUACCUAUCUACCUAUCUCACGAGAUUUAAGUGAUAUUCGGCCGAGAGUGACAUUUAAUUAAGAAGAAGUGUCAAAAUACGGUGUAAUUUAUUAUUCUGGGUACUUUAUUUUUUAGCGACUCAGAAUUAGAGAAGAUAAAAGAUACCUAAUAGAUUUUUGUUUUGGUGGUGGCUGGUGGCGCAAUGCCACAACGAUCCCCAUUCGCGAUACAGGAACUGUUAGGAUUAAGUGAUUCGGCAGUGGCAGCCGCAGUAGCUGCUAGAAACAACAACAGUAGCAUCAUCAGUGGCAACAGCAAUAUUAUAAUCCGCAACAAUGAAGAAGCUAAUGGAAGCCUAUUAUCAACAAAGGCACCAAAUUCACCGCCUUGCAUGUCACCAUCGUCAUCGCGUUCGAACACAACGACGACAGCCACAGCGGCGGCAGUUACAGCAGCAGCUGUUUCGGCUGUUACACCGAGCUUAUAUACCAAUGUUGGACAAACGCCGUUUACGGCUGAUCGACAUCAUCAGAUGACAAUGGCUGCCGCAUCCCGGAUAGCAUACUUCAAUGCACAUGCAGCGGUUGCCGCUGCCUUUUUACCACACAAUAUGAGUGGCGCGGGCGGUAGCGUUGCAAACGGGGGCAGUGGUGUUGUUGCUAAUGGUGGAUCAAUGGUGGGUGCGGGUGCAAGUGGUGUUAGCGGGCAUCAUCAUCAUUUGUUGCAUCAACAAGGUGGGGGUUUCUCACAAUUAAAAUCAACAUUUGGAUCACCAGGAUCAUGCUUAACGGGUACACUGGAUACCAAAGAUUUCACAAUAGACGGCAUCAAUGGUUUUGGCAGCAAGAAAAAGAAAAAGAAACGACGACACAGCCGCACGAUAUUCACUAGCUAUCAAUUGGAGAAACUUGAGGAAGCAUUUAAAGAGGCACAUUAUCCUGAUGUUUAUGCAAGGGAAAUGUUAUCUCUCAAAACUGAAUUACCUGAGGAUCGAAUACAGGUUUGGUUUCAAAAUCGCCGUGCGAAAUGGCGAAAGACUGAAAAAUGCUGGGGUCGCAGCACUAUUAUGGCUGAGUAUGGUCUAUAUGGAGCUAUGGUCAGGCACUCACUACCCCUUCCUGAAACAAUAAUAAAGUCAGCCAAAGAGAAUGACGCAGUGGCUCCAUGGCUACUAGGUAUGGAGGCCAAAAGUAUGCAUCGAAAAUCCCUUGAAGCCCAAGAAGCUCUCAAAGAUGAAAGUGGGGCCAGCGAUCAAGAUGACAAUGCAUCGAAAUCAAAUGACGAACUAAUACACAUGACAUCCUCUUCAGAGUCUCUCAAUGUAGUCAGUCCACCACCUCCGCCACUAUCAUCUGCUGGUACAACAUCAACGGGAAAUUCCUCCUCGCCUUUAAAUCCUCACAUAGAUCUAGGAAGUCCGCCACAAGCACACACACCGCUUCAAGCUCACAUUCGGCAUUCGCCCCUGCAUCAUCACCAUCAUCAGCCACAGCAGCAUGCAGCUCAUCAUCUUCAUCAACAACAUCAUCAAUUGCAUCAUAACCACGGAGGGCAUUUGUUGGACACAUCUACAAACAAAGAUCUUCGUUUGCUCAUGAACUCAGCUGCUGGUAACUCUAUGCACCCAACACAUUUAUCUUGUAUACAUCACGGUGUUGGACCACCACCUCCACCACAUGCACAUUCACAUGGAGCACCUUCAGGCUAUAUGGAACAGGAUCCGGAGGCCUUUAGGUGGGUUAACAACUACAAUCGAGACCCGAUUUCAAUGAUACGGAAUAAUUCCAUCGCAUGCUUGCGGGCGAAAGCCCAGGAACACCAAGCCCGUUUGCUGAAUAGCGGACUCUUUCUUCAGGUACGCUCCUUAGCAGGACUCCAAAGUCCAGCUACUAGCAGCAGCGCAAGCUUAUCACCCCAACCCCAAAAUAACAACAACAGUUGUAUUAACAAUAAUAACAGCAUUAAAUGUGAUAUUCUUAAAAUUCAUGAUGAUGAUCAACUUUAUUCUUCGAAACGUAGCCAAUCUCCAGCAGAUAACCAAUUAUUAAAUUCCAAGCAUUCACAUACUGUAAAUUUAUUCUACCAAGAACCGCAUCAGCUUAAGAUCGAGCCACGUCACAGUUUGGAGUGUGGAUCGGAUAUAUGACGGACAAGCAACAACGAUGGGGCUUUCCAAAGAAAUUUUGUGAGCAACGAUAGAAACGAUGGUGGGUAGUAGCAAUAUACCGCUUGUUGUCUUUCUGCAUCUCAGAACUCGAAUUUAUUCUUCGGGGCACUAUUGCCAGUUUAAGCCUAGUACUCAGCUGAAGCGAAACGAAAUUUUUCAUACAAAAUUUCAUUAACGAAAUCUUGAACGAAAUUAAAUUUGUUUUGUUUUCGCUUUAAAACUUAUUUUCCGGUGUUUUUCUUGGAGUUUUUGAUUUGUAUUUGUAUUUUUUUUUUACUUUGCUAUAUCUAAUACUCGAUGGUAUUUUUCCGUUGACUUUGGAGACUUCAAAAUUUUUCGUUUCGCUUCAGCUGCGUACUAGGCUUUAACACCAAAAUCCAGCUAUCUCCAUUUGUCACAGUGCAUACAUUGUUAUAUAAAUUGCAACGAAAGACAUUCAGUAGGAAAUGUAAAAUAAACAGAAAACUUUGUCAGGGUUGCCACGGUUAUUUCUUGUUUACAUUUUCCUAUUUUGUUUUUUGUGUGUUUUUUUUUUUAAGUCACAUUAAACAUCCAAAUGCUAAUUGCUGUCUUUUAAAAAGGUCAUAAAUAUCAAAUUAAUUUUUAAAAAAUGGCUGCAAUCACUUUAUUAAAAAACCUCCAACUUCAAUAACUUUCGACUCAUACAUCGCAUGACUUUCAAAAAUAUACCAAAUUAUUGGAAAUUUGAUGGUCUAUAACUUUUAAUGUUUAAAGAAUUAUGUAGCUAAUACCUGGAAUGAUGAAAUCUUAAAAAAACCGAAAAAAAAAUAGAUUAAAACAACAUAACCUCAAAACUAUUGCAUACAGAAAAAUAAUGUAUUACAAAGAAAAAAAUAAUUAAAUUUCCAAGAACUUUGGUCUAAUAACCAUUUCUAUAGGACCCAUAGUUUUGGAGAUAUAGAGCGAUUCGCGUUUUCCAAAAUGGCGGAUUUCGCCAGGGGGGUGGCGUCCCGAAAACCAGGACUUAAGCUUUUCUAAUACUCCUCUUUCAGAUUUGAAAAAUACUAAAACUUGUUUAUUGAAUUUCUGUUUAUAUAAACAAUAAACAUCUAAGGUGGAAUAAUCUUACAAAAAUAUAUUUGACAAUUUUUCAUUUGGUACUACUCAAUUUUUUGUAUAUAAGUUUCGCAAUUGUUUUUACAGAUUGAGAGCACCAGUAGCGUAAAUAGCUUUCCGAUAUGAGGGGAGAUGGGUCUAGUUCGCACAUUUUUUUUAGUUUUAAUAACGCUUCUUUGUAGUGUUUUUAUUCUCUUUAAAUUGUAAAAAGUUCUUUCGGGAGUUGACGUUGAAACCGGCAGUGUAGCUAAUAUCUUUCUCCGGGGCAGCUAUCGGGCGCUUCCAAUUCCAAUGUGUUUUCUUAGAGGAAGUAUUAUUCCUUCGGAUCAAUUAUCUCUUCCGAGUCCUUAAUUCUUCACACAGAGAAAAAUGUGACUGCCUAAAAACUAACAGAUUGUCCUUGAACUGUUUGAAGACAGGUACGCAGCUCGCGCUAAAUUUUAGCUCCCAUACAAAUUAUCGAAAAACUUUAUCUGGGAUAAAAUGGAUCCCAUACAAAUUUAUCGAUAACUUGUAUGGAAAUUUUAUCUCGGCUAAAAUUUAGCGCGAACAGCGUACCAGGCUUUAAUGAAGAAACCUUAUUAAAAUCAACGAGAGUUGAAGUCUUCAGUUCGAUCCCCGACAUGAUCAUAUUUUGAAACAACAUUUAAAAACAAUAAGAAAAACACGAUUGUUUAAAUAAGAUUUCCUUCUUGGAUGAAAACCAGAGGGAAAUCAAGAAAAGAAGAUGAUCCGGCAGCCAAGUAUGUUUGGUAAAACUCAACAGUUUCAUAUAGAGCCGUUUGCUGAAUCGAAACUUAAGCAAUUAUUAGGUUUUGAACUAUUCUUUUGUCGCUUCACUUUUCCCUUAUAUUUAACGUCAAUGUCAAGGACUUCAGCUGUUUUUGUGCAUCUUCAAACACUUUCGAUAAUGAGCCGUCUUUUUCGCGUUUUAUUUUUAGUUGAUCCAUUAAAUCUUUGGCGAGAUCCAUAGCUUGGACCAAGUCUAAAUUCACUCUUUAAAACUCAGGACUUAGUGGCAACGAGAGUUGGUAACCAUAUUAAAAUAUUGCAAAUGGAGCUAGCUGGUUCUUACUUUAAGAAUUCCAAUGUAAAUAAUAAAACAAGAUAUAAUGUAUAUUCUGUUUGAUUUGAAUUAUUUUAAAUUGGUAAUUCAAAACCAAACAAAAUCGAGCAAAACUAGUAUAACAUGUAUAAAAGAUAUAGAUUUAACCAACGAAUUAAUUUUUAACUACAUAAAUCUAUUUCUAUAAUUUAAAUUUAAUGAACAUUUUUGAUCUCACAUAUAUUUAGUUUUAAGUAUAAAAUACAUAAAAAAAAUAUUUUUUUAAUUAAGAUAUCAAUUACAUACGUUAAAACUGUAUU
Episyrphus balteatus (marmalade hoverfly) is the source of this 6124-nucleotide messenger RNA. RefSeq names its product motor neuron and pancreas homeobox 1 (gene Vsx2). Gene Ontology annotation, molecular function: DNA-binding transcription factor activity, RNA polymerase II-specific; sequence-specific double-stranded DNA binding. The record is from RefSeq and is a predicted model, not a curated record. Gene Ontology annotation, biological process: regulation of transcription by RNA polymerase II. The transcript is spliced from 6 exons. Bases 1718 to 3661 code for a protein of 647 amino acids. Gene Ontology annotation, cellular component: nucleus. NCBI's taxonomy places the organism in Eukaryota, Metazoa, Arthropoda, Insecta, Diptera, Syrphidae.